AUGGCCGCACGCCCGAUGCUGGUGGUGGCGCUGCUGUGCGCGGCGGCGGCGGCGGCCACGGCGCAGCAGGCGACCAACGUGCGGGCGACGUACCACUACUACCGGCCGGCGCAGAACAACUGGGACCUGGGCGCGCCCGCGGUGAGCGCCUACUGCGCAACCUGGGACGCCAGCAAGCCGCUGUCGUGGCGGUCCAAGUACGGGUGGACGGCGUUCUGCGGCCCCGCCGGCGCCCACGGGCAGGCGUCCUGCGGCAAGUGCCUCCAGGUGACCAACCCGGCGACGGGGGCGCAGAUCACGGCGAGGAUCGUGGACCAGUGCGCCAACGGCGGGCUGGACCUGGACUGGGACACCGUCUUCACCAAGAUCGACACCAACGGGAUCGGGUACCAGCAGGGCCACCUCAACGUCAACUACCAGUUCGUCGACUGCCGCGACUAG
This is a messenger RNA of Triticum turgidum subsp. durum (durum wheat), 441 nucleotides long. Lineage: Eukaryota; Viridiplantae; Streptophyta; Magnoliopsida; Poales; Poaceae. The record is from the annotation of a GenBank genome assembly.